GAACCAAACACGCUUGGUUAAUUCUUAAUUCUGAUUCCGCGUGUUAAUUCUUACUUAAUUCCGCAGCAAACACGGCGUUACUGUCUUUUCAAUUGGCACUUACCGUAGUAUGGCCAGAACUCUGCAAGGGCUCCGACUUGCAGGAUCGUUGACUUGCAGAAGCGCGUUAAACAGCCAGGCUUUGCAAACUUGCGAGAGGAUAGGAAGAGCCCCGGACUCCUCUCGUCUUCCAUCGGUCCUUCCCAGAGCCGCGAGCUCAAGACCCAAGUAGAGGCUGCUGCAAUUGAUCAGAAAAAAACCAAAGCUGACAUUCAUGGCGGUGGUCCUGGAUGUCUUGGCGUCCUAUGUCCAAAACAUGUUGAUAGAGAUGGCCAAAGAAGAGGUGCACAAGCUGCUAGGGGUCUCUGGAGAGAUUGAUAAGAUGUGCACCAAGCUCGGAGACCUCAAGAACUCCCUCGCAGAUGCUGAUAGGCGGAACAUCACUGACAGUAGUGUGCAGGCAUGGGUUAGAGAGCUUAAGGGUGCCAUGUAUGAGGCCACCGACAUCCUUGACCUAUGUCAACUCAAGUCCAUGGAGAGACAACCAGGUAUGGAUACGGGAUGCUUCAACCCCUUGCUCUUUUGCAUGCGGAAUCCUCUCCAUGCCCAUGACAUCAGCAGCCGAAUCAAGAACCUUAACAAGAGGCUAGAUGGCAUCAAGAACCGUGGCGCUGCCUUUGACUUCAUCAACCUCGUAUCAUAUGAGGACCGCAACCGAAUGGUGGCAUCCUUUCAUCCUUCUAAACGGGAGACAUCGGGGGAGCUCGACGGUUCAGGUGUGGUUGGUGAAAAGAUCGAGGAAGACACAAAGAGUCUAGUGCGAAUGAUGACACAAGGGACGGAAACUAGCUAUGGAGAUAAAAAUAUUUUGAUUUUUGCUAUUGUGGGAGUUGGUGGGAUUGGUAAAACCACACUUGCCCAAAAGAUCUUUAACAACAAAAUCGUACAAGAAGAGUUCUCAAAGAAAAUUUGGUUAAGUGUUAACCAAGAACUUAGUGCGAUUGAGCUAUUGCAGAGAGCCAUAACUGAAGCCGGGGGCGAUCACCAAGCAGCUAGUAAUACAAAGGGUGCACUUGAGCGAACCCUUAAGGAAGCCUUGAAUGGGCAUAAGACUUUAUUAGUGAUGGACGAUGUUUGGAACCAUGAAGCAUGGGAAGGUGUGCUCAAAACUCCCUUGAUCAACACCCUUGCUCGUGGUAGCCGUGUUCUUGUCACCACAAGGGACAUCAGAGUUGCCCGAGGGAUGAUGGCGGAGGAACCAUACCACCAUGUCAAAAAGUUAGAACCUGAAGUUGCCUGGUCCUUGCUCAAGAACCAGGUAGUUGGGAAUGAAAACAAUGAACCACAGAUUGAUAUGCUAAAGGAUAUUGGAAUGGGAAUUAUAGAAAAAUGUGAUGGUUUGCCACUUGCUGUCAAAGUAAUGGGAGGCCUCCUACGCCAGAGAAGGGCAAGACGAGGCGAUUGGGAAAAUGUUCUAAAUGAUUCUAUAUGGUCAGUAUCUCAAAUGCCUGAAGAGCUAAACUAUGCAAUAUACCUCAGCUACCAAGAUUUGCAUCCAAGUUUGAAGUCUUGCUUCCUACACUACUCCCUCCUCCCCAAGAGCACAUGGUUCUAUCUUGAUGAAAUUGUUGGCAUGUGGAUUAGUGAAGGAUUUGUUCAUGGAAACUGGCAUGACUUAGAAGAAUUAGGGAGACAAUACUAUGAAGAGCUAAUACUGAGGAAUCUUAUAGAACUGGAUAAAAAGUACAUUGAUCAACAAGUCUGUAACAUGCAUGACGUUGUUCGCUCAUUUGCCCAAUAUGUGGCUAGAAAUGAAGCACUAGUGGCUCACAGAAUUGAAAGUGGUAUUUUUGAUAAACUUAAUUCACAAAAGUUUAUUUGGUUAUCAGUAGAAACCACAGGAUCAGAAUCAAAUGAAUUAGAAUGGAGUUCUCUACAAGCACAGAUAUCAGUGAGAACAAUGAUAUCAGUUGGGCAUAUAAAAUUCAAGCCCAGUGAUUUAUUGCUAUCUUUUUCACGUCUAAGGAUCCUGCAUAUACAAUCUGCAGAAUUUGACACAUUGGCUGAAUCUUUCUUUAGAUUUAAACACUUGAGGUACUUGUCCAUAAAACAUACCAACAUAUCUAGACUACCAGAAAGCAUUGGCAAGAUGAAAUUAUUGCAGCACAUUAGCCUUUUCGGUUGUAAAUGCCUGGUGAAACUUCCUGGUAGCAUCGCAAAACUACAACAGUUGAGGCUUCUUAACCUUAGUGGCACAAGUAUAACCCAUAUACCUAGAGGUUUGGGUGUUCUAACUAAUCUGAGGAAAUUAUAUGGGUUUCCAGCCCAGAUUGAUGGUGACUGGUGCAGUUUGGAAGAAUUGGGGCCUCUCUCCCAGCUUAUUGAUCUUCAUAUAAGGGGUCUGGAGAAUGUACCUUCUUCCUCAUUUGCUUCAAAGGCCAAGCUUAGUGAAAAAGUGCGCCUAAGCUAUCUACGCUUAAGUUGCACUAGUGGACAUGGCCAUGAUGAUGGGUUGGUAAAAGAUAAAGAAAGAAUCUUUGAGGAACAGCAGAGAGUAAUCGAGGAGGUGUUUGAUGAGCUAUGCCCUCCAUCUUGCCUAGUGAACCUUGCAAUUUUAAGGUACUUUGGUCGGAGGCUCCCAGCAUGGAUGACGUCAACAGCAGUUGUGCCCUUUGGGAAUUUGAGGAUUCUAACAAUGAUAGACUUGCCUUGUUGCAUGGAGCUCCCAGAUGGCCUGUGUAAGCUCCCAUGCUUGGAAUUCCUACAGAUUGACCGAGCCCCAUCAGUCAAACACGUUGGGCCAAAAUUCCUAAAGCCAUACCAUCCAGAGAACUUAGGUUCUGUUGUUGAGUUUGAGGUGUUGGAAAGCCCUGAGCUGGAGAGAAUCUGUAACCUCCCAAAAUUGCAGAGGCUUUGCAUCUCCAUGUGCCCAAAGAUUAAGGAAUUGGACGGUCUGUCUGCAUUAGAGAUGCUUAAGCUAGAGGAUUAUGACAUGAAUACUCUCCCCGGAUACUUGCAGGACAUAAAUCUAAGGCAUUUGCAGAUAUAUUGUGACAUAUCACUGCUCACAUCCAUAGCCAAUGGGAAAUCUAGCCCUGAGUGGGAUAAAUUCCAACACAUCCAGCAAGUCAAUGCAUAUGCAGAUGAUGGCAAAGACAUCGUUCCAAGAAAAUGGUAUGUGUCGUACACAAAAGAUCCUUUCAGCUUUGAGACAAACUAUAUCAGUCCUACCUUCGUUUCAGGGCAUGGAGAGGAGGAGCAGGGAAGUGCGUUGCGAAGAGCAAGGAAGCCCCUGCCGCCCACCCGCUGCCUUCGUCGCUUCCCCAGUGGACCAGAAAAGUGAAACUUGGACCCACGCGGAUAGAGUUAUCUAGCUAAUUUUAGCUCUAACUGAGUCAAACACAGGUCCAGCUAAUUCCCAGCUAAUAACUAUCCAGAUAGCUGCCUCCACCCAACUAAUCCUAGGAAACCAUCAACUCUAGGCCUUAGCUGAUUACCAAGAAUCGAGUUACCUUUUAUGCCUACUGAUGGUACAUAAGAAGACCCACCUCAAUAUUUGAUUUGUUACUUUGUUAGCUCUAUCUGAUUGUACAAUAACAAGAGCCACCUCAAUGUUAGUUUAAACAAGUCUUCAUCAUAUUUGUUUGUUUGUAUUUUUUUUAUAACUAAUAUAUCAAUCCUGCA
Setaria italica (foxtail millet) is the source of this 3723-nucleotide messenger RNA. Its product is annotated as putative disease resistance protein RGA1. The coding region runs from base 314 to 3382 and encodes 1022 amino acids. Lineage: Eukaryota; Viridiplantae; Streptophyta; Magnoliopsida; Poales; Poaceae. Gene Ontology annotation, biological process: defense response to other organism. The record is from RefSeq and is a predicted model, not a curated record. Gene Ontology annotation, molecular function: protein binding; ADP binding. The transcript is spliced from 4 exons.